Seminavis robusta is the source of this 1560-nucleotide messenger RNA. NCBI's taxonomy places the organism in Eukaryota, Bacillariophyta, Bacillariophyceae, Naviculales, Naviculaceae. The record is from the annotation of a GenBank genome assembly.
AUGACACCUUCCAACCGCUGGGUCCUUUGUCUUGUCUUGCUGGUACCAUGCUCGUGUUUCCAGCCAAUUCAUCAUGGUAGCAGCACACUGCAACAACAAUCAUGGCAGAGCAGCCGACUACAUGCUUCUAAAAACGAAGGAGACGAAGGAGACGAAGGAGACGAAGGAGACGAAGGAACCAUGAGCGAAGCCGAACGCAUGAAACUGGUACGAACGUUGCAAAAGUCCUUUUAUUCCAGCCCAACCACUGCCACUCCAUCCUUGGACCCCAUCACGGGCAUUCUCUCCCAUUUGCCACUGUGGCGGGUCGGUUGGACCGAAGUCCCGGGACGGACCAAUUGCUGGAACGUUCACGAAGCCCACUACACGAACAUGUUUGAACACAUUCUACGAACGUCGAAUCCUCCCUACCUCGUGGGACAUUUGUACGUGCCCGGAGACGUUCCACUCCAGACGUGGCGUCAAGAACUACUAUUGCAUGGCGAAGAGCAAUCGGCCGUGGUGGGGACACUAAUGCAAAUUACCGAUUAUCGACGCUUGCAAGAUGGACGAUUGUGUCUCUUGGUACAAGUCAUGGAUCGAUUCGUCGUCGAUGAGAUGGUACAGGAAUUCCCCUAUUCUGUGGCCCAUGUGCAAAUGCUGCCCGACGAGGAAGAAUUGGAGGCGGCAGGACACGACAUUGGUUUGGCCGUCCAACGAGCCUUUUCCUAUUAUCCGUACGAAUUCGGCAGUGAGACCGAAUUGCCCCUACGGAAAAACAAGGCUGGUGAAUACACGUCGGUCAAGGCCAUGAAUAGAAAUGUCGUCAACGCCAUUUCCAAGUUGUUGCCACAUGCCAUGUAUUCGUGGGAUGAGUCCUUGUUGGAUGGCAUUUUGGAACAACAAGAAGCCGAAGAUUUUUGGAGUCGACAGGCUCCGUAUGAUUUUUUAGCAACCGAAGAACCAUCCUUGCUGUCUCUAUUGGAGGAAGGAGGCAUUCUGCAGACGCCGCCGUCGAUGUCAUCCCAUGACUUGGAGGAUGAUGAUGAUGAAGCAUCCACUACGACGGACUUGCACGAACUGGAAACCAAACUGUGGUAUGCCGUGGAAGAAUUGGUGCGCAAACGAACCGACUUUGUCCUGCCUCCCGAAAUACUCGCUCUCCAACCACCCCACUUGAAGAAUCGUCUGAAGGAUCUUCUCUCCACACCCACCACCGAGUUUUUUCACGAGGACGACAAUCAAUGGCAUUUACAACGACAACAAGAAGCCGUCAUUCCUCCAUUGUCGUCCAGGUAUCCUGCUUAUCGACGACAAAAACGACUCAGUUAUGCGCUGCCGGCCAUGCUCGAAGGAUCCCGCUCUCCACAAGGAGGACGGCAGGUAUUGUUGAAUAUUCCCAGUACCAGAGCGCGAUUGCGAAUCUUCUUGGAACGAUUUGAACUCAUUAUUGCUCAGAUGGAUGAGUUGGAAGAUGCUCAGACUGAUGAGCAAGAGGCUGCUCGGAUUGAGGGAGGUGUUCAGAUUGAGGAAGGUGUUCAGAUUGAGGGAGAAGAAGGAGAAGAUCGUCGCUUUCAAUAA